Messenger RNA from Aegilops tauschii subsp. strangulata, 1929 nucleotides. RefSeq lists its product as uncharacterized. The record is from RefSeq and is a predicted model, not a curated record. Lineage: Eukaryota; Viridiplantae; Streptophyta; Magnoliopsida; Poales; Poaceae.
UCACUCCCCACUCCACUCACACACUCGAGCAGUGGCGGUGGUGGUGUGGUUCGCUCCCCACUCACUCACUCACUCACUCACACGCUCUUCGGUCUUCACCCACACACGGCCACGCCUCACAGCUUCCUCACUCCUUUUCGCUUCCAAUUUCCCCACAUAUAAAUCGAGCCAAAAAUACCUUAACCCUCCCUCACUCUUCCCCGAUCUGCCGUAUCUCGCUCCGCAAAAGCCCCGGCCAGAUCCGCCAGAGAUGGCAGCUCGGUCGCCGCCGAGGCCGGUGCUGCUGCUGCUCCUCCUCGCCCUCCUCUGCUGCCACAUUGCGCUGUGCUCCUCCGCUCCGCCGGCGGCCAAGCCCAAGGCCAAGCUCUCCGGCGGCCGCAAGGAGCUCGUCUCCACGGAUGACGACGAGCCGGUCAAGCCGCCCAAGGCCACCGCGGCUGCCGGCAUCAAGAAGAAGGUCCCCUCUGGCGCCAAGAACCAGACCAAGGUUCUGAAAGGCAAGAAACAGGAGGAGUCCACCACGACGCCGACCAAGGUCAGCACCAAGAAGGCGACCGCUAAAGCGGAUUCUACCACGACCAAGAAGCCGGCCACUAAAGCUGCCGGCGAUGCGGGCAAGCCCAAGGUCCCGAAGCUGGACAAGGCGGCGGCCACCGCCAAGCCCAAGACCACCGAUUCCGCCAAGUCCACCAAGGCGGGCGCUGCCAAGCCGGUGAAAUCUGAGGGAGGCGCCCCCAAGGCCAAGAAGCCGUCCAAUUCGACCGCGGAUUCGGCCAAGUCGAGCAAGAAAGCGCAGGUUGUCGCCGACGAGAAGGUGGAUUCGACCAAGUCGACCAAGAAAGCGAAGGCCGUCGUCGCCGACGGGAAGGUGAAGGCGAAUUCGACCGUGAGCGGCAACGAGGCGGCGGGGGUGGAGGAGGACGUGGUGUUCGCGGAGGAGGCGGAGGGGACGGAGGACCUCAUGUCCGAGUUCCGGGGCCUCCCGGCGCGGCUGCAUCAGACGCUCAUGCCGGACCUGGCGCGGCUGUCGUACACGUCCAAGGCCUACCUGUCGGCCGCCAACGCGGGGAUCGCCGGCGGCGUGCGGCCGGUCCUGGGGGGCCGUUGGGGGGCGGCGGCGGCCUCCGCGGCGUCGGUGGCCCUGCUGCUGCUGCCCCUCUUCAUGCUCACCGCGCUGGUGCGGCGCAUGGGCCCGUACCUGCCGCUCCUCCACCGCGCGCUGCUGCUCUCGCAGGCCUACCUCGCCAUCUACUUCGCCACGCUCGCGCUCGCCGCCGCCGCCACGGGGCUGGAGCCGCUCCGCUUCUUCCACGCCGCCUCGCCCGCGGCCUACGCCUGGACGCAGGCCGCGCAGUCGCUCGGCUUCAUGGGCUACCUCGUGCUCCAGAUGGUGGACCUCGUCGCCGUCUUCUCCGGGGCCGCCUCCCCGGAGGAGGAGGAGGGCGGCGCGGACGCCACCAAGGCGCUCGGCCUGGCGCAGAUGGUGGUGGGGCUGGCCGUCGGCCUCCACUACUACGCCGCCGUGUUCCACCGCGCCGCCGCCGGCGAGGCCCCGCGCGCGAACUGGCGCGUGUACGCCGUGUAUGCCGCGUGCUUCGUCAUCAUCUGCGCGUGCGCGCGAGCGGAGAAGCGGAAGAAGGCCUACCUCGCCGGAGCCGAGGAGUGGAAGAAGAGCUGAGGGAUGAAAGCUUUUUUUAGGGGCUUAUGUGCAAACAUUAAAAUAUAGUGAAAGCCGAAGGGCUUGGGUAUAAGAUGGGAGGAGGGGGGGAAUUGGAAGAUCAAGGAGAACAAGAGGAGAAAGGAAAACUAUUCUUUUUCUAAUUUUCACUUUCUCAUUUUGAAUUGGUUUGAGUACAGAGUGGGUGUAAUAACACUAUGGUGCAAAUUAAGCACUAAAUUAGUCAAACUAUUUAGAGCAAUGAUUUUUGA